AUGAGUCAGAACGACGCGUGCAAGUCGGACCGAUGCUGUUGCCAACUGAUAUCGAAAUGCGAGGAAAAGCCGGUCGCCACGCCUCGGCCGCGAAAUGCGUGCGGCGGGCAUGCAGAAAAACCCGAAACGAGUAUAUGUGAUUUCCUAAAAUCGCAACCGACCCCGGAAUGGAUCAAAGUGAGCGACGUGCGUCCACACCGCGGGAACAAUCCGUGCGCCGAAGCUAAAAGUCCAAACGACUGCAAACAGCGUGAUCCGUGCGAACAGACACCGGCAUCGGGCUGCUCCGGCAAAAACCGCUCUUCCAACCGAUCGAAACCCCGACAGGAAUGUAUACAGCCGACGGAACAGGUGUGCGUGCCGAACAACGGCGGACCGCAACAUUCUCAGCACCGUCACCGGAACGAGCAUCAGCGUGCGCCGCAACCACAGACAGACUGCGAUCCGGAAGACCGGAUUCGAGUCAGCAGACUAAUUUGGACGGGCAUGACGUCCCGACGGAGAAAAGGCGACGAACCUGCAACACCACAGACCGUUCAAGUCAUCAUACACGCGCCCCGGCCGAUCGUUCCAUCUCCAUCUGCCUGCCGGCCGAUCGUUCAAACUGUAUAUGCGCCCCAGUCGAUCGAUCGAACUCUACUUGUCCACCGGCAGAUCGCUCGACAUCUAAUUGUCCCCCAGCCGAUCGCUCGAAUUGUACACGUGCCCCAGCCGACCGUUCAACCUCCAACUGUCCACCGGCAGAUCGCUCGACAUCUAACUGUCCGCCGCCGGAACGUUCAAGCUGUGCACGCGCCCCGGCCAACCGUUCAACCUCCACCUGUCCACCAGCCGAUCGCUCAAGCUAUACACGUGCCCCAGCCGACCGUUCAACCUCCAACUGUCCGCGGGCUGAUCGCUCAAAUUCUAACUGUGAACCGGCCGAUCGCUCGAGCUAUACGCGUGCCCCAGCCGACCGUUCAACCUCCAACUGUCCGAGGGUUGAUCGCUCAAAUUCUAACUGUGAACCGGCCGAUCGCUCCAGCUGUACGCGUGCCCCAGCCGACCGUUCAACCUCCAGCUGUCCGCGGUCUGAUCGUUCAAAUUCUAACUGUCCGCGGUCUGAUCGUUCAAACUGUACACGUGCCCCAGCCGACCGUUCAACCUCCAACUGUCCGCGAGCGGAUCGUUCAAAUUCUAACUGUGAACCGGCCAAUCGCUCGAGCUGUACACGUGCUCCAGCUAAUUGUUCGUCCUCCACCGGUCCACCAACCGAUCGUUCGGCCUUUUCACGUCCCGAUCGAUCGAAUGCCACAUUUUCACAGGCCGAUCAUCGGAACGAUCGUUCGUCCUUUGCACAUCCGCUAG
Messenger RNA from Rhopalosiphum padi (bird cherry-oat aphid), 1347 nucleotides. RefSeq lists its product as uncharacterized. The coding region runs from base 1 to 1347 and encodes 448 amino acids. The record is from RefSeq and is a predicted model, not a curated record. NCBI's taxonomy places the organism in Eukaryota, Metazoa, Arthropoda, Insecta, Hemiptera, Aphididae. The transcript is spliced from 2 exons.